CCCGACACUCCCGCUCCGCCGCACUUCAGCCUCAAGUCUGAUUCCUCAACGUCGUUCGAAGGACAAGCAGACAAAAUGCGUGAAUGUAUUUCUAUGCACGUCGGCCAAGCCGGAGCCCAGAUGGGCAAUGCAUGCUGGGAGCUCUACUGUCUGGAGCAUGGGAUCCAGCCAGAUGGACAAAUGCCCUCUGACAAGACUAUUGGAGGAGGCGAUGACUCCUUCAACACUUUCUUCAGUGAGACUGGAGCUGGGAAACAUGUGCCCAGAGCAAUUUUUGUCGACCUGGAGCCGACUGUCAUUGAUGAGGUGCGCACGGGAACCUACCGUCAGCUGUUCCACCCCGAGCAACUGAUUACAGGAAAGGAAGAUGCUGCCAAUAACUACGCCCGUGGACACUACACCAUUGGCAAGGAAAUUAUUGAUCUGGUUCUUGACAGGACUCGUAAACUGGCUGAUCAGUGCACUGGCCUGCAGGGAUUCCUGAUCUUCCACAGCUUUGGUGGCGGCACUGGUUCGGGUUUCACCUCCUUACUGAUGGAGAGACUCUCUGUCGAUUAUGGGAAGAAAUCAAAGCUUGAGUUUGCUGUCUACCCAGCACCUCAGGUUUCUACUGCAGUUGUUGAGCCCUACAACUCCAUCCUCACCACCCACACCACCCUGGAGCACUCAGAUUGUGCCUUCAUGGUGGACAAUGAGGCCAUCUACGACAUCUGCCGCAGAAACUUGGAUAUCGAGAGGCCAACCUACACUAACCUGAACAGGCUCAUUGGCCAGAUUGUGUCUUCAAUCACUGCUUCUCUUCGUUUUGAUGGAGCCCUGAAUGUUGACCUGACAGAAUUCCAGACCAAUUUGGUGCCCUACCCUCGUAUCCACUUCCCUCUGGCCACCUAUGCCCCGGUCAUCUCCGCUGAGAAAGCCUACCAUGAGCAGCUGUCGGUUGCUGACAUCACCAACGCCUGCUUUGAGCCAGCCAAUCAGAUGGUGAAGUGUGAUCCUCGUCAUGGUAAAUACAUGGCCUGCUGUCUUCUGUAUCGUGGUGAUGUUGUCCCCAAAGAUGUUAACUCCGCCAUCGCAGCCAUCAAGACCAAGCGUACCAUCCAGUUUGUGGACUGGUGCCCCACUGGUUUCAAGGUUGGCAUCAACUAUCAGCCCCCAACUGUGGUUCCUGGUGGUGACCUGGCCAAGGUGCAGAGGGCCGUGUGCAUGCUGAGCAACACCACAGCAAUCGCUGAGGCCUGGGCCCGUCUCGACCACAAGUUUGACCUCAUGUAUGCCAAGAGGGCCUUUGUGCACUGGUAUGUUGGGGAAGGCAUGGAAGAAGGAGAGUUCUCAGAGGCCAGAGAGGAUAUGGCUGCUCUGGAGAAGGAUUAUGAAGAAGUCGGCACUGACAGCGUGGGUGAUGAGGAUGAAGAGGGAGAGGAGUAUUGAAAAGCUUAACAUCAUCACACAUUCCAAAAGUUAUCAUGAAAGUAUCACAUUCCCAAAUUCAUUCUGAUAACCUGUGGUGGUGACCUGACAAUAAAAAGUUCAUGUGAA
This is a messenger RNA of Solea senegalensis (Senegalese sole), 1536 nucleotides long. RefSeq names its product tubulin alpha chain. The record is from RefSeq and is a predicted model, not a curated record. Gene Ontology annotation, cellular component: cytoplasm; microtubule. Gene Ontology annotation, biological process: microtubule cytoskeleton organization; mitotic cell cycle. NCBI's taxonomy places the organism in Eukaryota, Metazoa, Chordata, Actinopteri, Pleuronectiformes, Soleidae. The transcript has 4 exons. Gene Ontology annotation, molecular function: structural constituent of cytoskeleton; GTP binding. Bases 76 to 1428 code for a protein of 450 amino acids.